This is a messenger RNA of Ostreobium quekettii, 3186 nucleotides long. Lineage: Eukaryota; Viridiplantae; Chlorophyta; Ulvophyceae; Bryopsidales; Ostreobiaceae. The record is from the annotation of a GenBank genome assembly.
AUGGGCGGGAUCUGUAGCCUCGCGGUGGCAGCCACUCGUGAUCUGGGCAAACUCGAGCAGACGGCGCCCUUUUCCUCGCGGAAAGGCGCCGAUCCGCUCCUUUUGCGAGGCGUGCCUAAGGAGACGUUCGACGGCGAGAGGCGCGUCGCGCUGUCCCCCGCGGGCGUGGGUGCCCUCACCAAGGUCGGCUUCCGCGUGGCCGUGGAGGCGGGAGCCGGAGAGGGGGCGAAAUUUUCGGACGAGGAAUACAAGAAUGCUGGGGCAAAGAUUGUGGGCACCAAGGAGGCGUUCAGCGGUGACAUAGUGCUGAAGCUCCGGCCGCCACACCUGAAGGACGAGGUGCCGUUGUUGCCGAAUGGAGCCAAGUUGAUAAGUUACAUUCAACCAGGAAUCAACACAGAACUGGUGAAAGAGCUGCAGGAGAAGAAGGCGACGGUCAUUGCUAUGGACUGCAUUCCCAGGACCUUGAGCCGGGCUCAGACCUUCGAUUCUUUGAGCUCGAUGGCCAACAUUGCAGGAUACAGGGCUGUAAUUGAGGCUGCCAACCACUUCGGGCGGUUCUUCACGGGUCAGAUAACAGCGGCUGGACGCGUACCCCCUGCCAAGGUUUUGGUGAUCGGUGGGGGCGUUGCUGGGCUCUCGGCUAUAGGGACAGCAAAGAACAUGGGAGCGAUCGUCCGGGUGUUUGAUACGAGGGCGGCUGUUGCAGAGCAGGCAAAGUCCCUUGGGGCUGAGUUCUUGACGGUGGACAUUGAGGAGUCGGGAGAGGGGGCAGGAGGCUAUGCAAAGGAGAUGUCCAAAGAGUUCCUUGAUGCAGAGAUGAAAUUGUUCAGCGAACAGUGCAAAGAUGUGGACAUCAUCAUCACAACCGCCUUGAUACCUGGGAAGAAGGCACCAGUUCUGAUCACCAAAGAGAUGGUGGAGUCGAUGAAGCCAGGUUCUGUCACUGUGGACCUGGCUGCAGAGAUGGGGGGCAACGUUCAAACCACGGUGCCUGGACAAGUUGUGAACCACAAGGGCGUGCAUUGCGUGGGCUUCACCGACCUGCCCAGCCGGCUGGCGACCCAGUCCAGCACCCUGUACUCCAACAACAUCUCCAAGUUCCUGCUGUCCAUGGGUCCCUUCACCACGGGCACCAAGGGCGAGUUCCUGAUCGACCACCAGGACGAGGCUGUCAGGGGGGCGCUGGUGCUGGACAAUGGUGAGAUGAUGUGGCCUGCGCCGCCUCCUAAGCAAACUGCUGCACCAGCCAAGAAGCCUGAGGUGAAGAAAGCUGCUGAGGGCCCCGUGGACUUGUACCCUGCCACCCUCCAGAAUGCCCUGAGCACAACGGGUGCACUUGGAAGUGUGGUGGCCAUGGGGGCACUGUCCCCUGGCCCUGCGUUCAGCUCCAUGAUGACCAAAUUUGGCCUGGCCAGUAUCUGUGGCUACCAAACGGUGUGGGGUGUCACCCCUGCCCUCCACUCACCGCUCAUGUCUGUCACAAAUGCCAUAUCUGGGCUCACUGCAGUUGGAGGAAUGCUUCUGCUCGCAAACAUCGGCUCGAGUGGCAGCUACCUGCCAAACACAACCGCAGAGGCGCUUGCCACCUCUGCUGUCCUGGUGUCUGCAGUCAACAUUGGUGGCGGGUUUACGAUCACGCAACGCAUGCUGGACAUGUUCAAGCGCCCCACAGACCCCACAGAACACAACUACUUGUACAUGAUCCCAGGUGGUGCAGUGCUUGCUGGGUAUGGGGUCGGGGCCAUGGCAGGCUUUCCUGAGAUCACCAACGUCACAUACCUGGCAGCAUCAGCCAGCUGCAUUGGUGCAAUUGCCUGCCUGGCUCAGCAGUCCACGGCUAGAGUCGGCAACGCCUUGGGGAUGAUCGGCGUCUCCACAGGUGUUGCUGCCACGGCAGGCGCCAUGGCGGCCACAACUUCGCUGCCUGUGUUCGCACAGGCUGGAGGCUCUCUUCUAGUUGGAGCUGCUCUGGGCCGGGCCAUUGCGCAGCGCGUGAAUGUGACCGAGCUCCCCCAGAUGGUGGCCGCCUUCCACGCCCUUGUCGGUCUGGCCGCCACCGUCACGUCAAUCUCCAGCUUCCAGAUGGCCAACGACCCCCUGUAUCCCCUCGUCUAUGCCCCCCUUGGUGUGGAUGCUGUGCACAGGAGUGCAAGUUUCCUGGGGGCGUUCAUCGGGGCAGUCACUUUGACAGGCUCCACUGUUGCCUUUGGAAAGCUGCACGGGCUGCUGCCCUCCGCAGCUUUGUCCCUCCCGGGAAAGAAUUACAUCAACUCGGGCUUGGCCCUGGCCAACGUGUACGCCGCUUACCAGUUCUUGGCGAACGGACAAGAUCCAGCCAUCGGUCUGAUGUGCCUGAAUGCCACGAGCGUUAUGGGAGGUGUGAUGGGUGCCCACAUGACGGCAUCCAUCGGAGGUGCUGACAUGCCUGUGGUCAUCACACUCCUAAACAGCUACAGCGGGUAUGCCCUCUGUGCAGAGGGCUUCAUGUUGAACAAUGACCUCUUGACAGCAGUUGGAGCCUUGAUUGGGUCCUCAGGUGCCAUCCUUUCAUACAUCAUGUGCAAGGCGAUGAAUCGGUCGCUAGCCAACGUGAUCCUUGGCGGGUACGAGACCCUCGGUGGUGCCGCCAUGAAGGUGGAGGGAACGCACCAGGAGACGGACACGCCCGCAGCUGUGGAGGCGCUGACCUCAGCACGAAACGUCAUCAUUGUUCCUGGAUAUGGACUGGCAGUGGCCAAUGCGCAAUACGCGAUUGCAGACAUCGUCAAGACGCUGAGGUCCAAGGGCGUGAACGUGCGGUUCGGCAUCCACCCCGUGGCCGGCCGCAUGCCAGGCCAGCUGAACGUCCUGCUGGCGGAGGCUGGCGUGCCCUACGACGUGGUGCUGGAGAUGGAUGAGAUCAACGAGGACUUCGACGACACAGACGUGGCCCUUGUCAUCGGCGCCAACGACACGGUCAACUCCGCGGCCAUCGAGGACCCGAACUCCGUCAUCGCAGGGAUGCCCGUGCUCGAGGUGUGGAAGGCCAAGCAGGUCAUCUUUGUGAAGCGGACCAUGGGCACGGGCUACGCUGGCGCCGACAACCCAGUGUUCUACAAGCCCAACACGACCAUGCUCCUGGGAGACGCCAAGAAAGUCAGUGAGGCCCUGAAGACGACCAUUGGGGCGCAUUAUGGGCUGUGA